CUAUUAUUUGUACAUCCGGCUCAAAUCUAAAAGCGAGCCAGACCCAAAAGUCUAGGAAAACUGAGGUUCGGGAAAGGAGACACCGUCACAAACCACUAGCGAAAGAAAAGGAAAAACUACAACUCCCAUGAGGCAGCGGGGCCACGGGACCCCGUCUCCCAGCACCCUUUGCGAGGCUCAAGAUCGUCAAGGUUGGCCGGCGUAUGGAGACGGGGGCGGUGAAGUGUCCUCUAAAGCCGUGGAGAAGCGGCCUUGCAGGAUGGCAGCGUCCGAGGCGGAACCUGAAGCCCUGACGGAGCGGGUGGACAUCGCGCGCGGCCUGGAGAACUUGCCUGUGAGCGUUUGGCCGCCGGGAGCGGAGCCAGAGCCCUUCGAGUAUACCCCUGACCAUGUGGCUGGGCCGGGAGCAGACGCUGAUCCCACGCAGAUAACCUUUCCUGGAUGCAUUUGUCUCCAAACUCCCUGCCUCCCUGGUACUUGCUCCUGCCUCCGUCAUGAGCAGAACUAUGAUGAUAAGUCAUGCCUCAGAGAUACAAGAUCAGAAGCAAAGUAUGCCAAGCCAGUAUUUGAAUGCAAUGCCCUGUGCCAGUGCAGUGACCACUGCAGGAACAGAGUGGUCCAGCGGGGUCUGCAGUUCCACCUCCAGGUGUUCAAGACAGAUAAAAAAGGCUGGGGACUUCGUACCAGGGAAUUUAUACCAAAAGGGUGUUUCGUCUGUGAAUAUGCUGGCGAGGUCUUAGGAUCCUCUGAAGUACAGAGAAGAAUUCAGUUACAAACAGUACACGAUUCAAAUUACAUUAUUGCCAUCAGGGAACAUGUUUUUAGUGGGCAGGUAAUUGAAACAUUUGUUGAUCCUGCCUGUAUAGGAAAUCUGGGAAGAUUCCUUAACCAUUCUUGUGAGCCAAACCUGUUGAUGAUUCCUGUCCGAAUUGACUCAAUGGUACCAAAGUUGGCACUUUUUGCAGCCAAAGACAUUUUGCCAGAAGAAGAACUAUCUUAUGACUAUUCAGGAAGAUUUCUUAAUCUAAUAGACAGUGAAGACACACAAAGGCUAGAUAACGGGGAACCAAGAAAACCUUGUUACUGUGGUGCCAGAUCAUGUACUGCAUUCCUGCCUUAUGACGGUUCACUGUACUGCCCCUUAGAAAAGCCAGACAUCAAGAAGGAAGAGUAUAGGAGAAACACGUCUGGCCUAUCCUAGUGGGUGAGAGUAAGAAGGAACCAAGCAUGUUUGGCUCAGCCCCUUCUGAGUUCCCCUUCUGACAAGCAGCUUACCCUCCAGGUAGGUCUCUGCUCUGUGUUAUGCAGAGCUGGUAGCUGUCCAGCUCUCCCUCUACCUGAUUGCACAAAUUUAACUCAGGAAUAUGGCAGAGACUAUAAGUUGUCCAGCAAUAUCUUCUCUCUAUAA
Molecule: messenger RNA, 1408 nt
Organism: Manis javanica (Malayan pangolin)
Lineage: Eukaryota; Metazoa; Chordata; Mammalia; Pholidota; Manidae
Source: RefSeq, a predicted model, not a curated record